This is a messenger RNA of Nicrophorus vespilloides, 728 nucleotides long. RefSeq names its product glutathione S-transferase-like. Bases 16 to 693 code for a protein of 225 amino acids. Lineage: Eukaryota; Metazoa; Arthropoda; Insecta; Coleoptera; Silphidae. Gene Ontology annotation, biological process: glutathione metabolic process. The record is from RefSeq and is a predicted model, not a curated record. The transcript is spliced from 5 exons. Gene Ontology annotation, molecular function: glutathione transferase activity.
GAUUUCUAAGAUUGAAUGAGCUUCUGGAAACGCUUCACUAGAAUUCCUUGUACUAGUACCGUCGAAGAACCAAUGAAUAUGCCUCCUUUCUACAAGUUUACUUACUAUCCUUUAAAGGGUUUGGGAGAACCUAUCAGAUUCCUGAUGAGAUACGGUGGCGUCGAGUUUGAGGAUGACCGCUUUGUCAUCGAUGAUUGGCCUAAAAUUAAGCCAAAAAUGCCUUUCGGGCAAGUCCCUGUGCUCACUGUGAAGGGAAAACAAUACCAUCAAAGCACGGCUCUUGCUAGAUUCUUCGCCAGGAAGGUACAUCUUGUUGGUAACGAUGAAUGGGAAGAUCUUGAGAUCGAUCAAGUCGUCGAUGCGAUCAACGAUCUUAAAUCAAAAAUGAUUCUGUACUUUUACGAGACAGAUGCGGCGAUCAAACAUUCACGAAAAGGUCCAUUGUACGAAGAAACUCUUCCAUUUUAUUUGAAGCGUUUCGACAACCUCGCUCGAGAAAACCAUGGAUAUUUGGCUUGCAAACGAUUGACUUGGGCGGAUGUCUACUUUGUUGCUAUACUGGAUUACUUGAACUACAUGAUGGAUAUGGACAUAACUGGCAAAUAUCCCAAUCUGGAAACGGUCAAGCGCAAUGUUCUAUCUGUUCCAGCUAUUAAGGAUUGGGUGGACAUCAGACCAAAAACAAAUUACUAAUUUUUGAAUUUGAAUUCCAAGAAUCUCACAUGCAA